CCGCUGCGGCUCGCCCGCACAAGCCCAGCCUCGGCGCGGGCCGCAGCCACCCCGGCCGCCGCCGCCGCGCUUCCUCCAGCCUCGGGCCGCGGCCGUCGCCGCCGUGUAGCCGCCGAGCCCGCCGGGCUGGGCACUCGGCGCCCGGGCCGCCACUGCCGCUGUCGCUCGCUCCCCUCUAGCUCCCGGGAGGACGCGCUGGACCCGCUCCUCAGCAGCCUCAGCGCGGGGUGCUCACUGCCGGAGCACCCUCCCUAGGGCUGGCGUCCUUCUCCCAGCGCCCAGCAUCCUGCACAGACCUCGGCGUUCUCUGCCCUGAGCAUCCUCUCGAGUGCUUGGCAUCCUCCUCGGGGCUCAGCAUCCUCCUUCCGUUCGACAGCGGCGCCCGGGCCCGGGCCCCACCCGCUCGCACCCCACCCGCGGGAAGGAGGCCUCGGGAAUGCAGGGGAGUGGCUGUGGGGGCGCGUCGCCGCUCGGCCAGCCCCUCUGCCCAAACACGGGCUGCUUCCCCAUUGUAGAAGCUGCGCCGUGAGGACGGCGGCGUGCUGCUCCCGGCGCGGGGCUGCGGGGAAUCUCGGCGAGCCGAAGCCCUGGCGUCUUUUUAGGGUGCGGCGGGGAGGGCCCUGGCGUUUGGGGAGUGGGCCAGGAGGAGGACCGGAGCAGGAAAAGGACUCUGGGGGGGGGGGGUCUGGGUGAGAGACUAUGGGGAAGGACCAGGAGCUGUUGGAAGCUGCUCGCACUGGCAAUGUGGCUCUGGUGGAGAAACUCCUGUCUGGCAGGAAAGGAGGGAUCCUGGGCGGUGGAUCCGGACCUCUGCCCCUGUCUAAUCUGCUAAGCAUCUGGCGAGGCCCCAACGUGAACUGCACAGACAGUUCGGGUUACACCGCUCUGCACCAUGCAGCCUUAAAUGGACAUAAGGACAUAGUUCUCAAACUUCUUCAGUACGAGGCAUCAACAAAUGUAGCAGACAACAAAGGUUACUUUCCCAUUCAUCUGGCUGCCUGGAAGGGAGAUGUGGAGAUUGUGAAGAUUCUCAUUCACCAUGGACCUUCACAUUCCAGAGUCAAUGAACAGAACAACGAGAACGAAACCGCCCUGCACUGCGCAGCUCAGUAUGGACACUCAGAAGUGGUCGCUGUUCUCCUGGAAGAGCUCACGGACCCUACGAUCAGGAACAGCAAACUUGAGACACCGCUGGACUUGGCAGCACUCUAUGGACGGCUGAGAGUGGUGAAGAUGAUCAUCAGCGCGCACCCGAACUUAAUGAGCUGUAACACUCGGAAGCACACGCCUCUUCACCUUGCUGCCCGCAAUGGUCACAAGGCUGUUGUACAGGUUCUGCUGGAGGCAGGCAUGGAUGUGAGCUGCCAAACAGAAAAGGGGAGUGCUCUCCACGAAGCGGCUUUGUUUGGGAAGGUGGAUGUGGUGCGAGUUCUGUUAGAAACAGGAAUUGAUGCCAACAUCAAGGACAGUUUAGGAAGAACUGUCUUAGACAUCCUGAAAGAGCACCCAUCUCAGAAGUCUCUCCAGAUUGCCACGCUCUUGCAAGAGUAUUUGGAAGGCACGGGAAGGCCAGCAGUCCUGGAAGAGCAUGCGCAGGAAGAUACAACACAAGAGACACACCUUUCCUCUCCUGCUGAGUCUCCUUCCCAAAAGACUAAAAGUGAAACUGUCACUGGAGAACUAUCAAAGCUUCUGGAUGAAAUAAAACUCUGCCAAGAAAAGGAUUAUUCCUUUGAAGAUUUGUGCCACACGCUUUCAGGCCACUACUUAGAUAAUUUGAGCAAGAUUUCAGAGGAAGAACUUGGGAAAAAUGGAAGCCAGAGUGUAAGAACUUCAUCUACAAUAAAUUUGUCACCAGGAGAAGUGGAAGAGGAGGAGGAGGAUCCGAACACUUGUGGACCCACAGGACUUUGGGAAGCACUAACUCCGUGUAACGGAUGUAGGAACCUGGGCUUUCCCAUGCUUGCACAGGAGUCUUAUCCAAAGAAGAGGAAUUACACCAUGGAAAUUGUGCCAUCUGCUUCUCUGGACACAUUCCCUUCGGAAAAUGAAAACUUUCUUUGUGAUCUCGUGGACACAGCUGUUACAAAGAAACCUUGCUCCUUAGAAAUCGCAAGGGCACCUUCUCCGAGAGCUGAUAAUGCCUCUGAGGUAGCAAUUACUGCUCCAGGAACUAGUCACCAUAGAAACAGCUCUACAGGCCCAACACCUGACUGCUCACCUCCAUCUCCCGACACUGCCCUAAAAAAUAUCGUAAAAGUUAUCCGACCCCAGCCGAAACAACGAACAUCUAUUGUGUCUUCUCUGGAUUUCCAGCGAAUGAAUCAUAACCAAGAAUACUUUGAAAUCAGCACAUCUGCAGGGUGUACCAGCUUUACCUCUAGCCCUCCAGUUAGUCCGCCCACCUCUUCUGUGGAAACCACAGAAGUCAAGAACGAGGGAGCUGAACACACAGAUGACCUCUGUCAACAGGAAGACAGUGACGCCCCAAGAGAAUAUGAUGCUGGGCAAUUUGCAGGUCUUCUUCAUGGAUCCUCUCCAGCCUGUGAGUCUCCUGAAAAUCCAUUUCAACUGUAUGGAAAAAGAAAUCAAUGUGAAGACGGACCAGACGAAGCCAGUCUGGCAAACAGUCCUUUGCCUUUCAAACAGACUCCGAUAGAAAACAACUCAGAGCCGUUGGUAAAGAAAAUUAAACCCAAAGUGGUCAGUAGAACAAUUUUCCACAAAAGAAGCCACCAGCUUGAGAACCACACCAUUGUCGGCACAAGAACACCUCGGAGUGGAUCCCGCCGUGGAGACCAGUGGGGUGUAAACACAGGGGGCUUUGUGGAGAGAGCGUGUACUCUGGGGAGGAUCCGGUCAUUGCCCAAAGCCCUGAUUGACAUGCACCUAUCCAAAACUGUCUCUAAGUCCGAUUCUGAUCUUAUUGCCUACCCUACAAAGGACAAAAUGAGAGUUAACUGGAGCGAAUCAUCAACUGCCGAACGCAGUUCUAAAGAUAAUUCUGAAAGAACACCUUCCUUCACAUCUGAAUGGGAAGAAAUCGACAAAAUAAUGAAUUCUAUUGAUGUUGGAAUCAACAGUGAACUCGAAGAGAUGAAUGGUGAGAUCACAAGACCCAGAUGCCCUGUCCAAACUGUGGGACAAUGGUUGGAAAGCAUUGGGCUACCUCAGUACGAGAACCACCUGAUGGCUAAUGGAUUUGACAAUGUACAGUUUAUGGGAAGCAAUGUUAUGGAAGAUCAGGAUUUGUUGGAAAUUGGAAUCCUUAAUUCUGGACACAGACAGAGAAUUCUACAGGCAAUCCAGCUCCUUCCAAAGAUGAGGCCCAUUGGUCAUGAUGGCUACCAUCCCACCUCUGUAGCUGAGUGGCUGGAUUCCAUUGAGCUGGGUGACUACACCAAAGCCUUUCUCAUUAAUGGCUACACGUCGAUGGACCUGUUGAAAAAAAUCUGGGAAGUUGAACUUAUUAAUGUUUUAAAAAUCAGUUUGAUUGGCCACAGGAAACGCAUUUUGGCAUCUCUGGGAGACAGACUGCACGACGAGCCGCCACAAAAACCCCCUCGGUCCAUCACCCUCAGGGAACCCAGUGGUAAUCACAGUCCUCCUCAGUUGUCUCCAUCACUUAGCCAAAGCACUUACACCACUGGUGGCUCCCUAGACGUUCCUCACAUUAUCAUGCAGGGCGAUGCAAGGAGGAGAAGAAAUGAAAACUACUUUGAUGAUAUUCCCCGAUCAAAGCUGGAGAGGCAGAUGGCUCAGCAGUCGUCUGUCUGUGAAAUAUGGACGAAUCAGAACGCUGGAUUUCCUUUCUCAGCGAUCCAUCAGGUUCAUAAUACAGGGGACUGGGGAGAGCCGUCCAUCACCUUGCGACCUCCUAACGAAGCCACAGCCUCAACUCCAGUCCAGUACUGGCAGCACCACCCAGAAAAGCUCAUUUUCCAGUCGUGUGACUACAAAGCUUUUUAUUUAGGUUCUAUGCUGAUAAAAGAGCUGAGGGGCACGGAAUCAACGCAAGAUGCUUGUGCAAAGAUGCGGGCUAACUGUCAGAAGUCGACGGAGCAGAUGAAGAAAGUCCCCACUAUUAUUCUUUCAGUCUCCUAUAAAGGAGUCAAAUUUAUUGAUGCAACAAAUAAGAACAUAAUUGCGGAACAUGAAAUUCGUAAUAUCUCCUGUGCUGCCCAGGACCCAGAAGACCUCUCAACAUUUGCUUAUAUCACAAAAGAUUUGAAGUCCAACCACCACUACUGUCACGUGUUUACUGCCUUUGAUGUGAAUUUAGCCUAUGAAAUCAUCCUAACACUGGGACAGGCAUUUGAGGUCGCUUACCAGCUAGCUCUACAAGCAAGAAAAGGGGGGCAUUCCUCCACGCUUCCAGAAAGCUUUGAAAACAAGCCCUCCAAACCCAUCCCAAAGCCCCGCGUUAGCAUCCGCAAGUCAGUGGCUCCGCAGACAUCCUGUCCCAACAGGCUGGUAUGACUUCAAAGCGCACGCCUCUGGUAGUAGCAACACCCCAAAGCUGGAAGGUUCCCAGCCAGCUUCCCAUCUGCUUUCUGCUCCAGCUACCAUCCUGCAUCCUAGACUCUCUGGGAUUGGCACCGGGCAGGCCCCCAGAAUGCAUUGCCCCCUCACCCUGCAAUCUUUCCAUCUGCUACAUUCUCCUCCUCCCAGCAGCUCUCAGCCUCCGUGUCAAUGAGGAAAUAGACAUUUUUAACCUUCAGAGAAAGGUUCCUUCCUUGAUGAUAAUGCGGGGCUCCUCUCCUGUCUCUGCUCUUGGUGACUUCGCCACACCCCUCCCGGUGACUUCCUUUCUCCACACGGCAGAGGUCGUGGUACCCUACAGACACCAAAACCUAAUUUCUCAGCACACUCCCUGAUGCCCAGGCCUUCCCAUUCCUUGAGUAUGUACACUGCUCAGUCCUACUUGAGUCUUUGUUCCACCUUUUCCUACCCCAGGAGUGUCCUUUUCCACCUCUCCCGACCCCUGACCUCUGCAUGGCCCAAUCCGUGAUAUCAAUUCAGGUCUCAGCUGCACGAAGCACUUCCUGCCAAUGGUAGAUCCCUGCUCACGCUGUAGCCUCUGUUUCACUAUGUGUAGUAUUUACUGAACUGCUCACGUACCACUUAUUUCUUCCUCCCAAAGAAAUACCUGCUUCAUGAAGUGCACGGGCAUGCUGUCACUUCAGGGCCAGGCCAUAGCAUGCUUAUAUCACCAAUCUGCGCUUAAAGAAAUGAGGCCUGGAGGGUGGGUUUAACGGAUGCGUCUCUGAGUGUGGUCAGGCUUCAGAGUGACCGGGAAUGCACAGCAUGUCUGGGGGAGGGGGUGUCGCUCAGACUACUGUGUUCCCUCCCAUGCCCGCUGUGAGAGCCUCCUCCCAGCUUUACCAUGGUCCACAUAGACUCCUUCCAGAAGAGCACGAAGGGUUUGUUACCAUAAGGGCUCAUAGAAUACCCGUCUAGAUGCCCUCUCUGGGAAACAGGGAAGUGCACAGCAGAUGAUGCCAAUGUCUUUACCUGGCUCAGGAGCCAGCAUCUCAGCAGGCUUCAGGGUUCCCAGUUCCUCAACUCUGGUGGCUUACUGUGAGGAAACACAGUGCUCCUUGAAUGUCCUUAUCUUGGCCUCUGGGGACACAGUGGAAACACAGCAGAAAGCAGCCCGAUAGGCGCGGAGACACAGGCCCUGCGGCCUGCAGCAGCCUCAAAAGCUGGUAGAGCAAGACAACACAGGACUUCCAGAAAUUCCUUGGCCCAAUUUACAGAGCAAAGUAGAUGGCCAAAGGAUGAGAGAGCCAUUGGGGGAAGAGCUUAACUGAGGCCUGCCAGGCCUCAGACCUUAGCUACGGCCCAGGGAAUGACCGUGUGGCUCCCUGUAAGCAUCGUCUGAGGGCAGGGCAGAGUCUACCAAGGCCCAGCCUGACAGGCUCCGGCUGACCCCUUUCCUCCUCUGCUGCUGGUCCAUCCCACUCUGUCUCUCUGCCACUGUCCCCUCCCUCUGGGAUCUGUACCUGCCUUCUAUCCUCCCCAGCACCUUCUUUAUCCAGGCCGACCGCUCAAUUGCCCUAACAGUAUUAUCAACUGUACAAGUAUUUAUAGCAUGCCUACUUUGCAUUCGGCUGCUAGGAGCGUUCGUUCCCAGGUUUGGAGAAAGGAGCAAUAAAGGAAACCUAAAACCCCACCUUUAUGGGCAGCCAUUGUGGCAAAGGAGGUCUGCCGGUGUAUGUGUCGGAGAGGGGAAGCGGGAAGCAGACAAGUUGAGGUGCCCUUUUGUAGAGGGUGUGGCAGGUACAGCUUCUAGGAGAGGAAGCAGUGUUGGAGCCAAGCCCUGGACCACCCUGGCUAGGAGCCAGCGGAGCACAGCAGGCAUGGGUGCCAGCUUCGGGGAGACAAGGCUGGAGCUUAGAAAGGCAGCAGGCAAGCGGGUGGGCUCCGCAGGGUCCUCGUGAGGAUUUAGGGUUCCUUGGGUCCCGAUGCCUGAGCCCUGGGGGCGGGGCCGGGUCUCACUCGCGUCACCC
Messenger RNA from Meriones unguiculatus (Mongolian gerbil), 6512 nucleotides. It is a transcript of the gene Anks1b, whose product is annotated as ankyrin repeat and sterile alpha motif domain containing 1B. The coding region runs from base 700 to 4479 and encodes 1259 amino acids. The record is from RefSeq and is a predicted model, not a curated record. Gene Ontology annotation, cellular component: cytosol. Gene Ontology annotation, molecular function: protein binding. Lineage: Eukaryota; Metazoa; Chordata; Mammalia; Rodentia; Muridae. The transcript is spliced from 27 exons.